AUGAAGGACUUCCCCGACUUGCCUCAAGUCGCGAACGGCGUUGCGUUAGAUAUAAGGUUCCGGCAUGAUCCGGAGAGCUACGUGAAUAAGGUGGAGGAGUGUGUCGACGAGUCGCUCACGAACGUUUACAACAACGAGCAAGGCUCCACGAUUCGCUUCACUAAGCACAAUCCGGCUCACGACAACUUGCGACAGGAACUCUUCGCGCAGUUGGAUGCAACGCCACCCGCAACACCGCAGACGCUAGAAGAGAAAAUGGCUGCCCCACCUUCGACACGGUCACUGUCCAUCGUAACGGCCGCCGCAGCGGAAGGUGCUUCUGGUCAAGCUACUGCCCCUGCAGAUGAACCGAUGCCAGAGUAA
Molecule: messenger RNA, 363 nt
Organism: Phytophthora infestans T30-4
Lineage: Eukaryota; Oomycota; Peronosporomycetes; Peronosporales; Peronosporaceae
Exons: 3
Coding region: 1-363 (120 amino acids)
Source: RefSeq, a predicted model, not a curated record